AUGAAUCUGUUGCUCAGGCACGCCACGAGGCCGCUCGGCGCAGCCACGACGCUCAGCGCAGCCACGAGGCGGCUCGGCGCAGCCAGCAGCCGGCGCUACUCUGGGACGGUGUACGGCGGAGAGAGCUCCUCGCCGGCCUGCAGGGCCACGUUUGAUGCGUGGCACGAAUCCGUCAGUGCCGUGAUGAGCGGCAGAGCGACGGCGGAGAGCCUGCGCGACUCUUUUGGCGCUCACGUGCACCCGGCGUGCAUGUUUCGGCCUCCGACCUACUACGCGCCGUGGGAAGGCCGCGAUGAGACGCUGUUGCUCCUCGGCUGCGUGUCGGAGGUUUUUGGUUCGUCCUUCCAGUACGGCAGGCAGUGGCUGAGUGAGGAUGGGAAGGAGUGGGCGCUCGAGUUCACCGCCGAGAUUGAGGACUCGGGGCGGACGCUCCAAGGAAUGGACCUGGUCAGCCUGUGCGACGAGGGGCUCAUCCGCGACUUCACUGUGCUUGCCCGCCCUCCGAACGCCGUCGCGGAGCUCAAGGCCGCGAUGAUGCGGCGCGUGCCAGUGCGUCUCGCGGCGCUCAAGGCAAAGCGCGCCCUGGGCCUCGUGUGA
Emiliania huxleyi CCMP1516 is the source of this 597-nucleotide messenger RNA. RefSeq lists its product as hypothetical. The coding region runs from base 1 to 597 and encodes 198 amino acids. The record is from RefSeq and is a predicted model, not a curated record. The transcript has a single exon. Lineage: Eukaryota; Haptophyta; Isochrysidales; Noelaerhabdaceae.